Messenger RNA from Oncorhynchus masou masou (cherry salmon), 2550 nucleotides. RefSeq names its product NADH:ubiquinone oxidoreductase complex assembly factor 7 (gene ndufaf7). The coding region runs from base 319 to 1689 and encodes 456 amino acids. Gene Ontology annotation, cellular component: mitochondrion. The transcript is spliced from 10 exons. Gene Ontology annotation, biological process: mitochondrial respiratory chain complex I assembly. Lineage: Eukaryota; Metazoa; Chordata; Actinopteri; Salmoniformes; Salmonidae. The record is from RefSeq and is a predicted model, not a curated record. Gene Ontology annotation, molecular function: protein-arginine omega-N symmetric methyltransferase activity.
AAGGCGGAUGUACUAGCACACAAAUGUAGGUACUUAGAUUGUUGAAUAUGUCCAAUGAGUUCUUUGAGUAAUUAAUACAUUAUCUGCCAAAGUCAGUCAUAUAAAGAUGAACUAGAGUUUGACAUGUUAUUGUAUUUAUGAAACGAGUUAACUUUAGCUGAUCCUCGAGAUUGUGCUUUUAGUUGUCUCUCAUGCUACAUGUAACUUGAUAACACGAGCACCUGCUGUGAAAUUCAGACUUGAUGACAAUUUCUGGGAAGUACAGUUACAGUAGGGAAUUGUUUGACUAUUGACUGUUGUAGCUAGCUUGCUGUCUCAAUGAGGACUGUUCGAGCACUGCAGAGAUUAAGAGGAGUCCUUGUCCGCCCUUGUCCACCACCAUUAUUUGUUAGAUCAUGGAGCGUGGCACAGAGCCAAAGUUUCUCAAGCAGCUCAGCAGAGAAACCAAUGCCAGGAAACUCGAUGCUCAGACACCUAACCUCCAAGAUCAAAGCCACAGGUCCUAUCUCAGUGGCAGAGUACAUGAGAGAGGUUCUUACCAACCCAGUCAUGGGCUAUUAUGUGCAGAAUGAUAUGCUUGGGCCAGAUGGAGAUUUCAUCACAUCACCAGAAAUUAGUCAGAUUUUUGGGGAGUUGCUGGGGAUCUGGUGUUUGAGUGAGUGGAUGGGAGCAGGGAAGCCCAGUCACUUCCAGUUAGUGGAGUUUGGACCAGGAAGAGGCUCCUUAGCCAAUGACAUUCUCAGAGUUUUCAGUCAGCUGCGUGGGGCCCUGGGUGGGGCUGCAGUCUCAGUGCACCUGGUGGAGGUGAGUCCUAAACUGAGCCAGGUCCAGGCCCAGUGUCUAACAGGAGACCAGAGCCAGGUGUCAGCCAGCGAGGAUGAGCCUGUGUACCGCCAAGGAACCGCCACCACAGGCCUCCCCAUCUCCUGGUACCGCAACCUGGAUGAUGUCCCCAGAGGCUUCAGCAUCUACCUCGCUCAUGAGUUCUUUGAUGCCUUACCCAUCCACAAAUUCCAGAGAACAGAGAAGGGCUGGAGGGAGGUGAUGGUGGAUAUUGACCCAGAUGAGCCAGGCAAGCUGAGGCUUGUCAUAGUGCCAGCUCCCACUCUAGCCUCUACACAACUCAUACAGGCAGAUGAAAAGAGACGGCACGUGGAGGUCUGCCCGGAGGGAGGGGUCAUCGUCCAGCACCUAGCCAAUCGGAUCACCGAGGAUGGCGGUGCUGCACUGAUUGCUGACUACGGGCACGACGGGACCAAGAUGGACACGUUCAGAGGUUUUAAAGGGCAUAAGCUCCAUGAUGUCCUAGCCUCGCCCGGCUCUGCUGACCUGACUGCUGAUGUGGACUACAGUUACCUGAGGAGGAUGGCUGGAGCUACGGUGGCCUGCAUGGGCCCUGUCUCUCAGAAAGACUUCCUGAAAAAUAUGGGAAUCGAUACACGCUUACAGGUGCUGCUGAGGAACUGUGCAGACCCAUCCACAAGGGCCCAGUUGAUCCAGGGCUAUGACAUGCUGACCAACCCCCUGAAGAUGGGCGAGAGGUUCCAGUUCUUCACCAUGCUCAACCACAAUCGGCUCACCAGGCCCGAGCCUGAGCAGUCCAAGGGGGGGGAGAAGAUGGCCCCAGUGCCCAAGAAGGGCCCAGCGCCCCUGCCAGUGGCUGGCUUCAGUGAGCUUGGCCUUUCGUAAAGAACAGACAUAGAGACUCACCACGUGUAUCAACUCACUUAAAAGUUGCACUAUACCUUGAUUAUACAUUUAUAGUUUAGCAGACAUUCUUAUCCAGAGCAACUUAGAAUAGUGAGUUCAUACAUUUUCAUACAUUUUUUUUUACUAGUCCCCAGUGGGAAUCAAACCCACAAACCUGGCAUUGCAAGCGCCAUGCUCUACCAUCUGAGCCACACAUGAUUAUAUACACAAGACUUUUGGUUUGAAAAGUUGAACCGAAGUGCUGAUAAAAUCCUAAGAAUUAUGUACCUUGCCUCACUGAGGGAAGAUGGUGGUUGCCAUCUUUCUCUAUCAUCUACAUGUUCAUUAGACCAACAUACCUUGCCUCACUGAGAGAGUGGUAGACAAUGUAACUUUGAUCAGUCGGAAGAACGUCACUCUAGGUCACAGUGUCUGAAGCUAUAGGAAACCAUUCAUGGCCCUUGGCCACGUGGUGCCUGGCUGUCUCCACAUCUUGAAGCAAUCUGGUGAACGUGGAGUUAGUAGAUAGCAUAUGCAUCCCAGAUGACAUCCUAUCACCUAUAUAGUGCACUACUUUUGAACAGAGCCCUAUGGGCCCGGGUCAAAAGUUGUGCACUACAUAGGCAAUAGGGUGUCAUUUGGGACACAGUCAGCCAUUCACAGCAUGCUGUGUUUUGCUCUGACAGGCUCUCCCUCACUGCACCAGUAGCAAUUAAAGGAUACUAUUACACAGGGCGAUUACCGUAGCCAUAUUAACCAGCCCAAAAAACUGAGCGACCCGAACAUAAAGCUAUCAUAUUAAAGACUUAAUGAGUCAUAUCACAUUAAAGACUGAAUGAUUAAAAGUCAUUACAAAACAUU